UAAGAUGUCAGCAGCAUGAGUGUACCCUCAUGCAGACACACAACCUACACAAUACUCAACAACCAGUUUUGGGAAAAAAAUCUGCAAAGUUCCAACGGUCCUGUAAAGAAGUCCAUGCGGGAGAAGGCUGUCGAGAGAAGGAAUGUCAAUAAGGAGCAUAAUAGUAAUUUCAAGGCCGGAUAUAUUCCAAUCGAUGAAGAUCGCCUCCAUAAAACGGGAUUGAGGGGGAGAAAGGGCAAUUUAGCCAUCUGUGUCAUUAUCCUCUUGUUUAUCCUGGCUGUCAUCAAUUUAAUUAUAACACUUGUUAUCUGGGCAGUGAUUCGCAUCGGGCCAAACGGCUGUGACAGCAUGGAGUUUCAUGAAAGCGGCCUGCUCCGGUUUAAGCAAGUAUCUGACAUGGGAGUUAUACAUCCUCUUUAUAAAAGCACAGUAGGAGGAAGGCGAAAUGAAAACUUGGUUAUCACUGGCAACAACCAGCCUAUUGUUUUCCAGCAAGGGACAACAAAGCUCAGUGUAGAAAAGAACAAAACUUCUAUUACCAGUGACAUUGGUAUGCAGUUUUUUGACCCGAGGACUCAGAAUAUAUUAUUCAGCACAGACUAUGAAACUCAUGAGUUUCAUUUGCCAAGUGGAGUGAAAAGUUUGAAUGUUCAAAAAGCAUCUACUGAAAGGAUUACCAGCAAUGCUACUAGUGACUUAAAUAUAAAAGUUGACGGGCGUGCUAUCGUGCGUGGAAAUGAAGGUGUAUUCAUUAUGGGCAAAACCAUUGAAUUUCACAUGGGCGGUAAUAUGGAGUUAAAGGCAGAAAACAGCAUCAUCCUAAACGGAACUGUGAUGGUUAGCACAAGUCGCCUACCUAGUUCCUCCAGCGGAGACCAGUUUGGGACGGGCGACUGGGUGCGCUACAAGCUGUGUAUGUGUGCGGACGGGACACUCUUCAAAGUACAAGUGACGGGCCAGAACAUGGGCUGCCAGAUCUCAGACAAUCCCUGUGGAAACACUCACUAGAAGAACCCGAGAGGUCACCCGCGUGUUCAUAUCGUGACUUUUUUUAAGAGUGUGCAUGCAAGUCAUGUUUUUAGAGAGUUCGCGAUAACUCUCACCUACAGAGCACUACUGUACCUAUUAUGUAAUCUCCAUAUUUAAAAGAUUCUGAGCUUAAAUUUGAAUACAUUUCAUUAAGUUGCACUGAUCUUCAAAUUACAGUUCUAAAGUAAUUAUCAGAAGUGAAUACAAGCAAAAUUCAUCUUUAAAGAAGUAUUUUUAAAAUCCCGCUGUUCCUUGUCUAAAGGAUCAAGGGCUGAAGCAACCGUUUAGACUCACUGUAAGUACAUUUGGUAAAUGGGGAUACACCCAUUUGAGGGGACUGAAAGGUGCACUGUUAGUAAAUGUUACACUCUCUGUCUUUUGGCUUCUAAGAGAAUGGUCUCGGAUUUUUAGUGCAUUAAUUUUCAGCUGUGUUCUCAGUGCAAGUGAAAUCAUUAAAGAACGUCACAUAUGUGAUUGGUAAGAAACUAUGGUUUCUUAGUUUUGCACUAGGAUGAAAAUACUCUGUAAUAGAAUAUUUACUUGCUAAAUAUUGAUGAGUAUGAAAUGUUCACAAUGUGGUAGAAAUUGAAACACCAGCUUUAAUUGUUAGAUCCUGAUGUCAGCUGUGGUUUACAUGACUCAUUCUAGCCACUGUCGCAGGCACUGUGUCUGUAACAUCGCUGAUUCUCACCACAGCUCUGGAUGUAGGGGUUAUUAUCCCAGGAUUUCCCCUUAGGAAACUGAGGAUCAGAGGAGUUAAGAGACUUACCUUAUGUCACACAGUAUAAUAGCAGCCCGGGUUGGGACUGGAGCUCACAUGUGAUUCAAACCUAAAAUGUACCUGCUUCCAAAUACUGUGUCCUUUUCACUAUCUGCACUGAAGUCUUAAUAUUUAAAAAUAUAAAAAAUAUUAAGACAAAUUCAGACUCACUUAAGCAGGUAAGGAUCAAAUAAAACAGCCAUGCUUACUCUAGUUUAAAAAAUUAAAAAUCAAUCUCAUGUCAAAAAAAUUGGCCAACUGCUAUCAGAUUUUAAACUAGCUUGUGCCAAUCCAAAAUAUUAUGCGAUAGAGAAGUCCAGUUAGUCUAGCUGUAGGCUACUGCAGUUUCCUAACUGAUGGGCCUUGGCCCCUGGGGGUACCUGAAUUGGAUAAAAGGGUCACUAAGAUAUUUAGACCCUCAGGCCUCAGGGCAACGCAGUAAGAUAUUUAGACCCUCAGGCCUCAGGGCAACGCAGUGCGAAGCGGGAGGCUGUGGCCCCAGGCAAUUCCGCCCCACUGCGCCACUCAAGGAGCACCCGUCGCCCUGUGCGCUGGGCCAGAACAAAGUUGGGCAGCAUGGUGUGAAGGGUGCGGAUAGAGAAAAUUCGUCUUUAAGUAGCUUUGGAGUAAGUAUGAGAACUGAUCUCUGCUCCUCAUAUCCCAAUCCCUGAAGCCGUUUGAUUUUUAAUGUAUUUUAUAAUUGACUUAAAAGGAACUCUCUGGUAUUAUUAAUUACACACAGAGCAUCAGGGGCCAAGUUUUCAAAAUAGUUUGCUGUAAAAUAAGCAGUAGAGAUAAAUCAUAAGCCCCACUCUGCGUUCAAGUCUAACAGUAUUCUGCCGUGGUCAUUUUGAACUGUGUAGAUAAGAAAAUCGAUACAAAAACGGAUCUGCAUUCAGCCUACGCACAGUUCUCUCUGAUAGAGCAACCAGAUGCCUUAGAGAUUACGAGCAGUCAUUAAAGUGUACUAAAGGAGAUGAGCUUACUAUAUAAUACUAAGUGCAGUUUUUAAAUGAAGGGGGAAAGUGAACUUUUUUUUUUUAUUUAAAUCCAGUUAGCCAAUGUAUAGUACAUUAGUAUCAGAUGCAGUGUUCAGUAAGUUAUCAGUGACCUACGACACCCAGUACUCAUCACCUCACGUGCCCUCAAUGCCCGUCACCCAAGAAGUGAACUUUCUGACCUCUGAGUGUUAUUAAUUGUUGUGAUAGUCAGAACUUAUUUGAAUAUAUGCAGUGUCAUUUCAUAUUUGAAUGAUGUUCAGAAAAAUCUGUUGGAAUUUUCAUUUAGAUGCAUAGUCUAUUUUUAAUUUCACAUUCUUAUCUGUUCUAUUUAAGAUUUGCUUGGAAAGUCUCUAAAUAUUUUUGCAAAAACCACAAAACACUACGUUACAAAGUAUUAUUUAUUGAGUAUAAUUCACGAAACAAUCUAUUUUUACUCCUCUUUGAGAAAUACUUGUGUUUUUGAUACAUCUCCAUUAAGUGCUUUUAACAUGAGAGGACAUUUUGAUGUUUUUACAGGACUGUAAAGGUAACAGGUACAGUAUUUUAGGACACUUUGCAGGUAGCCUUUGCCUUUUCACUGAGAUGUAGACCUGGAAAACUCACGGGAAAUGAGAUCAGGAACAAACCGUCCAUUUCACUUGCGAUCUAUUUUGCAUAAUGGUAAAACUUCAGCUCCUCGUUCUCACCACCAGAUGGUAUUUUUCAAAACCCGAAAUGUUAACUUUGCCUCUUUCUCCUGGUUGUUCAUCCCCUGCCUUGAGCACUGAUAGGACAGGAAGCAGACUCCGGGAAUGUAGAUAGACAAAGACAGGCUCCCAGGAGAGCGGGGGAGAUUUGUGCUUAUGUAAAUAACUGCACUACUUCAGAGCGAGGUUGCAAUGACGAGGGAGACAAAUGAAAUAAAAGCAAAGUAUUUCAGAAACCAUCCAACAGGCAGCUGGGAAAAUGCAAAACAACACAAGGGGGGGACUGUCUAUGUAUGGUCUGCAAGAUUUAAAUAUAUCCUUAUUUGUAUUCUUUUUGCAUUAUGACAAAAAUGAAAUAAAUUUUGUGUGAUAGUUCUAAUGAUGAAAGGUGGAAGUUCUACCUAGCUUUGAAAUAAUUUCUUUUAAAGAGAAUAAGAAUGUUUAUGGUGCUUAACUUGACGAAAAAGAGACCAUUGAAAUGCUGAUAUUUUUAGUCGUCUUUUAAAAAGUGUUGAGGGCGCAAAGACUACAAAUUAUGCCAUAUAAAAAUUAACCUCUAACUGUUUUGGAUUGCUAACCUGAGUUUCAGUUAAUUCAGUUUGUAAUAACUAUUAAUAAUCUCUCUUUACAAUAAAGAUUCUGUAAAUUG
Neogale vison (American mink) is the source of this 4125-nucleotide messenger RNA. It is a transcript of the gene SGCB, whose product is annotated as sarcoglycan beta. Gene Ontology annotation, cellular component: sarcoglycan complex; sarcolemma. Lineage: Eukaryota; Metazoa; Chordata; Mammalia; Carnivora; Mustelidae. Gene Ontology annotation, biological process: muscle organ development. The record is from RefSeq and is a predicted model, not a curated record. The transcript has 6 exons. Bases 16 to 1008 code for a protein of 330 amino acids.